Messenger RNA from Nematocida major, 1368 nucleotides. RefSeq lists its product as uncharacterized. The record is from RefSeq and is a predicted model, not a curated record. The transcript has a single exon. The coding region runs from base 1 to 1368 and encodes 455 amino acids. Lineage: Eukaryota; Fungi; Microsporidia.
AUGAAUCUAGAUCGACAGGAUGCCAUGCAUGCAGAAGGGUCCAGCAGGCAGCUGUCAAUCCUCAAAAAGAGCCUCAGAGUGGUGAAAAAGACAGCAAAGCGGAUGCGGAAAGCGUCGUGGAGUGCUGUGAAGAUGCUCAGCUGCACCAAGCCCGAUGCAAGCGCGGUCGAAUGCCUAGAAGAAAGUGCGCAAUCGUGUGCAGCGCAGGAGGAGACAAAAAAGCCCAACAGAUUCCAGGGAGCUAGCAGCAGAGACACGCAGUUCAGCAGUGCCGGCGCAAGCGACUGUGCAGACUCUGCGAAAGCCCAAAAGCAAUCCGCGCCGCCUGUGGACCUGUUUGAUAAAAACGCGAUUGGGAACAUGCCCCCACUUGCCGACACAAACUCUAUCAAGAGCCUAUAUGAAAUGCUGUGUCUUACCCAGCACAUGGGAUACGGUCCUGUGAAAAAAGUCCCAAGCAAGCCGGAGGACAUCUGCGAGAAAAACAGGCAAAUUCUCGAAAGGGUUGAAAAGCUUCUGAACAGGCUAAUUGAGGCGGUGAAGUCUGUCCGCCACAUGAAAGAUGCGUCGCACAUUCCCGUUAUGCUUAUGUUUGUUUUGCGGCAGGAGAAUCUAAAGCUUUCUGCGCGCCUGAAAAAGGCAGAGCUAGACUUCAACACCCCGUCUGUAAAGUCCCCCGAGGACCUCAUUGACAUGAACAAGCAGGUUAUCGAGUACUACAUUGCAGAGUCUAUGGAGCCAACCAUCUGCAUUGAAUACUGGAUUUCUUGCAAGCCUUCAUUGGAGGAGGCGUACUCGACACUGCACAACGACAUCGCCAUGGCGCUGGUAAUGGGAAAGCGAGCCGAAGGCACCAUGACAGAGAGCACGAUAAACUUCUAUCGCGAAGUGCUGCUUUACAUCAGGGCCCACGUCUCCCAAGAGCUUUGCGAGAUGGAAAUCGAGCAGGGCCUAACAUUCUGCCCGUCUGAGACGUUCAAGGGCCUUGUGACGACUUUUCUGCACCUUGGCCCGGUUCGCGAAUUUCUGGAGAAAAAGCGCCUUGAGAACACGCUGGAAACUUCUCCGGUCCCGGACGAGAUGCAAAGCAGCAGCACAAACGAUGCGCGCCUCAAGCCCAAACGCUUUGCAUCGUCGUUUGACAGCGUUGCGCCAGAAACAGAAGCCGGUGCCAGGCUUCUAAACGCCAUGUUCUCGAACAGAAGCCUCGCGCUGACCAAGGCCUUUGAAGGCCUGCUAGAAGAAGAAGACUCAGAUGAGUCGAUUUACUCUGACUCUGAGCCUGACUCGCUAGACGAGGUGCCAGCCAACUCUAUAGAGGAUUUGCCCAACAAAAAGCAUGGCGAUGUCUCAAAGACCAGCGAAUAG